GUGUCCACUUGGGGCCGGGCUUUUCAAUUCACGGACGAGGCCUCGACACUGGCCUAUCUGACCAAUCGGGAGUCAUCGCUGGGCGGCUACAGCACUGUUAUCACCCAAUUCUACCCGCGAGACCCGCGCGACGACCCCUUCCCAGUCCUGGUCUACAUCGCUCUGCCCUGCAAUCAGCUAUUCAUGGGCUCCGCGUCUCUGGACGUGAUCGCCAAAGACAUCGCUCUGUCGGCCGGCAUCUGCGGCCCGAAUGUCGAGUAUUUGGCAAAACUGACGGCUUUUAUGCGAAUCCAUUUGCCCGACGAAUCCGACGACCAUUUGUAUCGAUUGGAGGAUUUGGUCCGAAAACAGGUGACCGGUGGCGGACAGGAGUGCGACGAACGGCUCCUCAAGUUGUUUGACGAGGCAAUGGAUGACGAGAUCAACGAUUUGAUGCAAUUGAAGUCCGUAUUGAGUUUGGCUGACGAAGAAUGGCUGGAAGAUAGUGCCAACCAGUCGUCGCCGCUUUCUUCUGGUUCCAGUACUCGCAGCGGA
Messenger RNA from Medioppia subpectinata, 534 nucleotides. Lineage: Eukaryota; Metazoa; Arthropoda; Arachnida; Sarcoptiformes; Oppiidae. The record is from the annotation of a GenBank genome assembly.